This is a messenger RNA of Pediculus humanus corporis (human body louse), 2673 nucleotides long. RefSeq names its product death associated protein kinase, putative. The record is from RefSeq and is a predicted model, not a curated record. Lineage: Eukaryota; Metazoa; Arthropoda; Insecta; Psocodea; Pediculidae. The transcript is spliced from 7 exons. Gene Ontology annotation, molecular function: protein serine/threonine kinase activity; ATP binding. Bases 1 to 2673 code for a protein of 890 amino acids. Gene Ontology annotation, biological process: positive regulation of apoptotic process; protein phosphorylation; intracellular signal transduction. Gene Ontology annotation, cellular component: nucleus.
AUGAGAUUAAGAAAAAGAUGGAUUAAUUCUAAUCGAGGAUUGUUUACAUCGGUUAGAAGAUGUAAAUCAUUGAAAACUGGAGAAAGUUAUGCUGCGAAAUUUACAAGCAGACAACGGUAUGGAGAAGAUUGCAGUACGGAAAUUUAUCACGAAAUUGCUUUGUUAUCACUUUGCGGAUCCGCACCCAGAGUAAUACAAAUCCACGACGUUUUUGAAAAUCCAAAUGAAAUUAUUAUUGUUAUGGAAUACGCUCCCGGAGGGGAUCUACAAACGAUAAUAGAUGAAGAAUUAAUACCGUUUGAAUCCGAUGUUGUUUCUUACAUAAGACAAACAGCAGAAGGUUUAGAUUAUUUACACAGGAGAAAAAUAGCACAUUUGGAUAUUAAACCUCAAAACAUCGUCAUGAUGUCCGAUUAUCCAAAUUGCGAAAUAAAACUUUGCGAUUUUGAAAUUUCCAGAGUUAUACUGGAAGGAAAAAUAAUAAGAGAACUUUUAGGAACUCCAGAUUAUGUGGCUCCAGAAAUUUUACAUUACGAUCCGAUAACACUCGCUGCCGACAUGUGGUCUUUGGGUGUUACAACAUACGUUUUAUUAACAGGUUAUUCACCUUUCGGUGGUGAAACCGAUCAGGAAACUUUUUGUAACAUAUCAAGAGGUGAAUUAGAUUUUCCAGAUGAUUUAUUUAAAGAUGUGUCAAACGAUGCUGUUGAUUUUAUUAAAAAACUCAUCGUUAAAAAUCCAAAAGCGAGAUUAACGGCGUCUGCAUGCCUCAAACAUCCCUGGUUAAAUAAUUCAACCGACAGAAACAAAAUGAAGGAGUCAAAAAAUACUUUGGUAAAGCCCGAAAGAGUCGUAACUCAAAACGAUGACGUAGGAUCGAACUUGGAGGAAGAAAAGAGAAAAGAAAAUGAAUACGUCGAUGAUGGAAACCGAGAAAAUGAUGAUAAUAAAAAUAAUAAUAAAAAAUUAAGAAAAUAUCUUUCGAAAUCUCGUGAAGCUUUAUUUGAUAAAGUCGUACAAAAACAUAACAACAACAGCACCAGCAGCAAUUUUAAAAAAUACACGUUUAAAAAUCACAGAUUUAGAAAGACGAGAAUGUGCGAAAGUCAAAUUUCACUCAUAUCAAAAUCGCAAGAAAAAUUAUUGUUAACCGGUGGGGAAACAUUAAAUGCACCAAGUAGAUCAAUAGAAAAACUUUACGGUUUAAGAAGUUUAUCGAAAUCGCAAGAAGUGUUAAACUUAUAUAAAACCGGAGGAUUGUUAACAAGUCAAGAAAAUUUAAAUUUGGUAUCGGAAAUAAUCAAAUCAAGAGAAAAUUUGAACGUGGAAAGUCAAGAAGAAGAUACGAAAGAGGCGGGAAAAUAUAGAAAAUUAAUGAGAGCGACGACUGCUGAUUUGGGUGUCUUGCAUUCAAAAACUCAACCCUCCAGAAUGGAUAGUUACUCGUCGACGACGUCACUCGCUUCUUUUUCAACCAAUUUACCCGAUGAAGAUGACGAUGACGACGAAGAAGAUGAUGAUGAUGAUGACGUUAUUGAUUAUAAAGAAAAAUUUGAAUCCUCUCCCGUUCCUACGUCAUCACCAAAACGUGAUCGACGUGAUGACGUGACUUUUACUCACCCUAACAAUCCUGUUAUGAAAAAAAUAGAAAAAUUAGAAAAACAAAAAAAAAUAAAUGAAAUGAAAGAAGAAGAAGAAGAAGAUGAAGAACCGAGAUUUACCGUUGCUCAAUUAGUAACAGCAUUUAACAAACACCAAGAAAUUGUUACGAAAACAUCUUUGGAAGUUACCAUGUCAGCACAAGAAAAAAAAAUGAAAAUCCCAAAUAUAUGUUUACCUUAUGAAAGUCAAUCUUCAUUUCCGACCGGACCGAAAGCAUUAAGACUUUUCAUACCGGAUAUUGAUUUAGUUUCCGUUCCGGAAAAAUGUUUUCCAAACAAGUACAAAAUGAAAUUCACUAGCGGAAAUGAUAAAAAAAAAUUACAGAGUCCAAAAAGUCCAGACGAUUACGAUAUUUUAAGGUUAUUUCCGGAAUCACCACAAUCGAAUAAAAAUUAUUCGAAUGCAGAAGAUUUUUUCACAUCGACAAAUCAUCAAAAAGAAAAUAAUAAAAAAUAUGGUCAAAAAUUUAUUGGCAGUUCCAACAAUCAAGAGAAAAUUUCAGCGUCGAUUCCUCAAAGGAAAAACAACAGCAAACCGUCGAGUCCGAUAAUCGAUAAUAAAAACGAACCGUUAUUUAAAAUUUCUGAUUCUCAUUAUAAAUCUGAUGACGUCAUUAAAAAAAGAAGUCCGACGCCGAAUCGUAAAAUUGGAAUUAAUAGAUCUUUCGAAAGGAGUCCUACGGUCACGAGAAAAUCACUUACCGUUGAAAAAAGUCCAUUGACGCAAAGGAAAACUACGAUGCAAACGUCUACGAGACCUUUUUCUAAUACAAAACAAGAUGAUUAUUAUCAUUAUCAUAAAAAGGAAAAUUCGUGUUCGUCGAAUUAUAAAAUCGUAGGUAUAGGUGAAAAAAAUUCUACCAACAGAACAAAUUCGAGCGUGAGUUAUAAAAUUGAAUUUGACAGCCCUGUCGUAAAAAGGAAAUUUCCAAUUAAACCUAAUCUUCUUGUCAAAGGAACGAUAAGUUCUAAUUUAAAAGUUAGAGAAACCGUUACAAGAGCAAGAAAAUAA